Anopheles maculipalpis is the source of this 630-nucleotide messenger RNA. RefSeq lists its product as uncharacterized. The record is from RefSeq and is a predicted model, not a curated record. The transcript has a single exon. The coding region runs from base 1 to 630 and encodes 209 amino acids. Lineage: Eukaryota; Metazoa; Arthropoda; Insecta; Diptera; Culicidae.
AUGGACGACGAACAUAACGAGAUGGAACACGACGCUAACAGUAGUGAUGAACAGACGGAUGAUGCGAGCGAAGGUGAAAUGUGUUCCUCAAUCAUUGAUCCACACAAUGGAGAAUCGCUUGCACAGCAGCUUUAUCGGGAACGAGAUUUGCUGGGACAGUUAGAACUGGCCAAACAACGCAAGCAUCCGGAAUAUUUAAAAAUUAUGCAGCGUCUUAAAAAAAAAUUGAAUGAUCGGCUGGUACUGCACGAGAUUAAACGGGAUGCAGCGCUAGCCAGCGUUCAUCGUGACUGUCUGCGUGAGAAGGCUGCCGCCGAGCAAGAAUUUGCUGAGAAGGAAGCGGAAAUGUUGGCCAGUUUUAUUGCCGAUUUGGAACAGAAAAAGAAAAAGUUGAGACAGGAGAUUGAUAUUGAAGCGAUGGGGCUAACCGGAGGUGAGGCGAGCUUUUCUCAGCAAACGAGAACUCGACAAAUGCGCCAGCGACUAAACGACACCAUUCCUGUAACGGAGCCGUUCAGCAUUGAAACGUUUCUUAAACAGAAUGUUAUGCUAAGCAAGGAGGAAAUCGAACAUGAUCUAAUGUUAAUUCAGGCUGGUAUUCAGGUUAGCAAGCCAUCAGAUGGACCGUGA